Messenger RNA from Miscanthus lutarioriparius, 1371 nucleotides. The record is from the annotation of a GenBank genome assembly. NCBI's taxonomy places the organism in Eukaryota, Viridiplantae, Streptophyta, Magnoliopsida, Poales, Poaceae.
AUGGUGUACACUGCCCUGAAAUCAGCACCCCGGUUCAGAGAUCUCACCAUCAGUAGUGGCCGUUGCCGUGCCGCCGGUGACACAGCGUCCGAGAAGUUCGUCUCCUUCGCGCUCGACGCUGCCUGCGACUUUUCCACUACCGCAGACCGCUCCAUCGACCUCGCCGCGACCCCGCGUGUCUCCCUCCUCACCAUCCCCAAACCCGUCGCCAGCGACUGCGACGGCACAGCCGUGGACUGGCUCAAGCAUGCCUGCGAGGUCGGGCCCAGCACUGGCAAUCUCUGCCUCUUGACCGACCUCAUCAGCCCCACGCUCUGCCGCUUCCGCCAUUCCCCGGCCUUCCUUAGGCUCGAUCCGCGGCGGAGGUGUCCGCUCCGAUGUCUCGUAUGGCGCCCACCCUGGCGCCUCGCUUCGUGCGGUCGACAUCCGCGACGACGCGGACAUCGCACCCACGCCCGCUCCUCGUGCCCGCCCGCCACCAUCGCGUCCAUCAUCGUCGACCUCGACGUGGUGUCGCUCCACGGACGCAACGACGCCAUCGACACGGAGGCCGAUGUGAAGGGGAACGGGAAGAUGCACGUCUCCGUGUGCCGCUCCAACGCGUCGCGCUUGGACAUCUACUCCCGGCGUUCCAUGGGGUUCUCCAGCACCACGCCGCGGCCCAGCAGCCUGACCAACACCGAGAUCGACUCGCUGGAGCCCCACGACGUGGGGUUCCGCUACGUCUGCUACUCCAUGGUCGGCCGCUGCUCCAACUUCGCCGGGGACGCGUUCGGGCUGAGCAUCUGCGCCACGUCCGGGUUGUCCAACUACGAGGAGGAUGCGCAGGGCAAGGUGAACAUUGAACUCGGCCCUGCACCCCUCGAGAUCCCGCUGCAGCACUGCACAACGCUCUUCCGGGCCCUGCUGUACGAAGCCUGCGGGCGGACUAUCGGUCUCAUGUGGGCGGACGUCUGGGACGUCCUCUGCGGCGAAUUCCCCCGUGCUCUCUCCGCCAUCCCCAAGCCGGACUACUCCGCCUUCUGCCUCGAUGUCGCCCCCAGCAAUACUGAAGACUACAUGCCCGCCAACUGCUCGACGGUAUGCCUGGGCACCGGUAUUGGCGUUCUGGUGUCCACGGGAGGUGUGUCAGCGGUGCCACCAUCAUCUCCGAAGUCCUCAUGUCUUGGCUUCCUGACCCCGAUGCUUGCCAUGCCGAAUGCAUCGUCGCUCCAGGACGUGGUUAAUACAGACGCAGUGGAGGCAGACGUUUAUGCAGUUUAUCUGAAGGAUAGAGAAGGCGUGCUGAAGCAAGUUGGAAAUAUUCCUGGAAGGAUAAAUCUCACAGGCAAACCAUUGAUUCUGAGUGGAAGCUGCACCAAGGAAUGCUAA